Cuscuta europaea is the source of this 724-nucleotide messenger RNA. The record is from the annotation of a GenBank genome assembly. NCBI's taxonomy places the organism in Eukaryota, Viridiplantae, Streptophyta, Magnoliopsida, Solanales, Convolvulaceae.
UAUAAUGCGCAUAGACAGCCCGAGGAGUAGCAGCAGACUUCAAGUACUCAUCAGCCACUUAACUCCCAUGGCUUCUGAAAAAGAAGCUGCCCUUCUCGCCGUUCCCUCAGAUUCUCCCACCAUAUUCAACAAGAUUAUAAACAAGGAAAUAUCAGCCGACAUUGUUUACGAGGACGAUCAGGUUUUGGCAUUUAGGGACAUAAACCCCCAAGCUCCAGUGCACAUUCUUCUUAUUCCAAAGGUGAAGGAUGGGUUAACUGGGCUCUCUAAGGCAGAGGAGAGACAUUGUGAUAUUCUUGGUCGCCUUCUUUACACUGCGAAGCUUGUAGCUAAACAAGAAGGUCUCGAUGAAAAUGGGUUCAGGCUCGUGAUCAAUGACGGAAGAGAUGGAUGCCAAUCUGUUUACCAUAUUCACCUUCAUCUCCUUGGGGGAAGACAGAUGAACUGGCCACCUGGGUAGUUUGAGUUGAGAUUAAAUCUGGGAUUUAAGGACUGGCUCGGCAUAAUCAUAAUGAGGGAAGAAGGGUUGUCUGUUCUAUGAACUUGGUCCCAUUCCUACAAAUAAAAGACAUUGUGGCUAGUUACUGCUCUAUUUAUUUUAAUAUAUAUGAACGCUUAACUUUUUAUCUGAGGUUAUAACCAAACCAUCUGAUAUGUGACGGAAAGGAAUUCUAAAAUUGAGUCACUGACAAAGGAAACAUAUCAAAAUUGAAUUUAAUACACA